Molecule: messenger RNA, 507 nt
Organism: Aureobasidium namibiae CBS 147.97
Lineage: Eukaryota; Fungi; Ascomycota; Dothideomycetes; Dothideales; Saccotheciaceae
Exons: 1
Coding region: 1-507 (168 amino acids)
Source: RefSeq, a predicted model, not a curated record
AUGAAGUCCACAACCAUCCUACUCCCUACGAUGCUGGCACUGCAGGCAAGUGCAGUACCAACACCUAGAAACUUCCAACUACCACGCCUCAAUGCAACGAUAUCAUUUCCAUACAACAACAACACUGCUUUCGAUCCUCUUCCAUCAACAUCGUGCCUCGCCAAACUAGAAAGCACCCUUACCGACCUUACCAGCUCAACUCUAUCAAUCCUCCUCGGUUCUUCAACAACACUACUCGGCUAUGCAUUCUGCGGCCUCACAAUGCCAGUAGAAUCAUGGGAGACAUGUACGGACUUUGCUGUUAUUGGCGGCAGUGUUGUCGGUCUUUCGCAUCUGGCCAUCUGGAAAUUUCCUGAGCUUCUCAAUGACUUGCAUCUUUACGAUUCAACUGCCAGACCUUGGGAGGAAGCCCCUGCUGUUUGGAGCGAGAACGAUGGUCCCGACGACAAAGUUGAGGUCAAACCUCGCCUUGAUCUCUCGAAUGCCAACCUAGGGGCGUGGCCUUGA